AAGCUGACCUUGACGCUCUGAAAAGAGAGUCCUUGUUGAACAGUACGUGCAAUUAACAUUUUCCAUUUCCUUCAAAUCUUGCAUAUUAGAGCAAACAAUCGUACCAGCCUAACACUGGGCCUUUCAUUUGGGAAGCUGUUAAAUGUAGUUCUAAUUUUUACUGCUUUAACAAAAGGGGAUAACGAGGGUGUGGAAGCGACACUUUUUAAUUGCACUGUAAUGUGAAGGUGCCUGAGGGAGUUGGCACUCAUUGAAAUCAGAAUCUGACAAAGCAAUCUAUGAAAGGAACGGGUUGUCUGAACAAAAGGGAGCCAGUUCAGCAGCCGUGGUGGCUCUGGGUAACCUCUGUGCAGGUCACUGUUUUGACAGCAUGCCAUUUCUCUCUGCACAGGACAUGGGACAGGCUGCUAAAUCAGCAAGGACCAUCGUCAUCUCUGGUGUUCCAGAUGGUGUUCUGAACGAUGAUGUCAUGAGUGACAUUCUGGUGAUUCAUUUCCAAAAGGCAAAGAAUAAUGGUGGAGAUGUGGAAGAAGUGAAAUAUCCAACAAGGGAAAAAGGAGUUGCAUAUAUAACUUUUGAAGAUCAAGAAGUUGUAGAGAGUGUUCUACAGAAGAAUGAGCAUCGACUAGAAGACAGGAGGCUGCCCAGAUACUAUCCUCUGAAAGUCACCCCUUACUGUGAAAAUGUCUUCAGCUCUGUCACAGCUGUCCUCGAUAUGUCUGUUUUCAAAGAUAAAUUUGUUUUGGAGGAUCUAGUACAAGAACUUAAAGAGAAGAGCACAGCUUUGAGCUUUGGUUCUCUGCAAUCCAAUGGGCAUAUUUCUGUUCAAGGGUCAUUUCCAACAAUCAAAUGGCUAAGAGACUUUCUUUUACUAAAAGCAAAAUCCCUCUCGGAGGAUGAAAAUGAAGCAAGUAAGUCUCAUCAGAGACCGAAGAAGAGGCUGAACAAACACACACUCACCAGAGAGGUGAAUAAUUUUGGUCACGAUGCUGAAGGGGAAAAGCAAGUGGUUGUUCUUGACACGGAUAUAUACCACUACAUGAAGUGCUUCUUUGCCAAGGAACUCCUCACAAAUACUGAUGUUGUGAUUUCUGACAUCACUGAUGGUGAUAUAACUACACUGCAUCUUCAGAAAGGCAGAAGCAGGCCUGAUAGCAGCCAAGUAUUAAGAGUCAAGGAGAAAAUUGAAAAUCGGUCUAUCCAACUUCUUAACAGUUUACGUAAAGAAAGGAUCGGCUUUGAGAAGAGCACCAGAGAUAAGAAGAAAUACAGAUCGGUGUGUGAAAGUGUGAGAUCCCGCUACCCCGAUGUUUUGGUUAUUCCUUAUGAUACUCAUAUUGAUGUGAUAGGGAGUUCUUCUGCAGUUUUUGAAUUUACACAGGAAGUGAACAAAAAGAUUCAGAGCCCGUUUCAAAACAGGUAGAAAGAUAGCAUUCAUGUGUGAUGCACAUUGCGCUUGUAGUGAGCUGUUCUGGUGCAAACCUUCGUGUCACUUCAGGUCUGCCUCAUUUCUCUGACACGCAGUCUGGGAAUGCUGCAUCAGGAUGAAAAAGCCCAUUCCUCCCCAGAUACCAAACAAAGUUCAGAGCAAGGAACAAAUGAUCUUUGUAUCUCUGGUGAGCUUCAAGAUGGAAGAAAUGAAGUUUCUUCCGUCCAGACAGAGACACAUUCUUCCUUUCAUUUGCUGCAUUCUGGCCACAUGCACUCUUGUCUUGCUGUCAUGGAGCUUAUGAUGUGAAAAGAAGAAUUUUUGAAGAUUUUUCAUUAGCAUAAGAAAUGGUAACUGUAAAGCUGGGUGAACCAACCUGGUAUGAAAUCCUGCACAGAAGUUCACGUGUUUCUUUGUGCAGGGAGAUGACCACCAAAGAUAGGACUGGUGGCUUGCUGCUGCUGCCCUUAUCUGCAGAAGAAAGCUCUUGUUGAGAUGCACAAAGGUAGAACUUUAGUACUUGAGAAGAUGGAAUGCUUGAUAAAUCUGUAGGCUUCUCAUGUCCUGAAAAAGGCCUUGAAAGCCGGUGCCAGAAGUUCCUGAGAGAAGAAACUGAAUUUGUCUUUGUAGGAGCAAUAGCAGGUUUUUAUCCAGUAGUAACAGCAGCUGCAGCAUCCCUGGACAGCAUGUUACUUAGACAUGGAAGUACAUCCAUAAUUUUGAUGUAAAAUCUUGGCACAUUUAAACUUUUAAAUCAUACUCUAUUUAUACAGUUCUUAGGCCCAGUGUGGGAAUAGUUUUUCUGAUCUCAAUCAUCUAGUGGUGUAGAUACACCAGAUAGGAGCAGUCCCUUUUUUUUUCCUGUGCAAAACUGAUAAGUUAAUGCAAUAACUGGAAGUUGUAACUGAGAACAGGAACACUUUUAUCCUAUUAAUGCUUUCCAGUUGUGUUUUCCAGACCAUGUCAGAGGUUCAGACUGCGGAGAUGUCUGCCAUCUCCUGUAGGACAGGGCAGCCUGAUGAAGACUUAGUGUUAAUUACUUUCUAAAUUGAAUGCCUUAGAACACUGAAUAUUUCUUUUGUUAGCAGCUGUACACAUUUUCAGUUUUUGAUAGGUCGAGGUAUGCAUAUAGUUUUAAACAACAUCCUUAAGUCUACUGUUUGGACUUGUGUCUGCCUUGCCCUUUGCUUUCAUUUCUAGAGUUAAGUGCCUGGAGUUAAAACUGAGUGCUCACUACAGAAUUCCAUCUGAUUCACGCAUUAAAAUGGAGUGCUGUAAAAUUUCAGCCUCAUUCACUGAGAUUGGGGAUCAAGGCAGUCCCCAGGAACGUGACAGCUUAGAGCAUGUGUUUUAAAGUUAAACCUUUUCCAUGGAGAUCCAUUAUUAGUCCAAAUGUGCACCCUUUUGUGAUCUUUUUAGAAAGCCAAGUUGAAAGUGUGUUUUGUGAUUUCAGAAUGUGCAGAUUGCUAAGACUUACAGACCAUUAGUUCUUUUACAGGAAAACCUUAUGAAAUUGAAUUUAUGAUCCUAUUAAAGAAAUGUGUUUCAAAA
This is a messenger RNA of Tympanuchus pallidicinctus (lesser prairie-chicken), 2980 nucleotides long. RefSeq names its product RNA binding motif protein 43 (gene RBM43). The record is from RefSeq and is a predicted model, not a curated record. The transcript is spliced from 3 exons. The coding region runs from base 371 to 1423 and encodes 350 amino acids. Gene Ontology annotation, molecular function: RNA binding. NCBI's taxonomy places the organism in Eukaryota, Metazoa, Chordata, Aves, Galliformes, Phasianidae.